AUGCAUUUAAUUCCAAAACUUAUUAAAGAAUAGAAAACUUAAGAGGAUAUCUAUGAAAUUUAUGAUCACUUAAGUUAAUUACAUUAAUUUUAAGCUCCAUAUGAAGUAUUGAAAGAUGUAAUUGUUACAUUCAAAUAAUUAGCUUUGUAAAAGAAUUGGUUAUUCAUUUUUUGAAACUGGCCAAAUUAUUGAAAAAAAUAGUAAUAUGGCUUACUAUGUGAUUAAAGGGGUCCUUAAAACGACGAAAAAUUUAGAAAUUUAAGCAAAUAUGUGGUACGAAGGAGAAUGUGGAUUUGAAGCUUAAGUAACUCAAAUACUCAAACUUAGACAGAAACCCAUUGUUUCACAUUACCGUUGAGUAACUAUAAGAAAUUUUCAGUAUCUCACAACUUAAUGUAUCAAUAGAAAAAAAAAACAUUAAUAUUCAAUUUACCCAUUCUUGAAAAAUUAAACUAUAGAAUUCAUGAUUAACUUAUUAAAGGAUUUUAAGAGAUUAAGUUUGUAAACUAAGAUUUCAUAUAAAAAAUGGAUGAACCUAGUAGUUCUUUAUAUAUUCUAUAAAAUGGAAUUUUAGCUAUUAGCAAAAUUUAUGAAAAAAAUCUUUCUUAAUAUGAAAAAUUGGUAUUACCAAAGAAAUUUUGGUCUGAUGAAAUAUUAAUUGAAUAACUGAUAAAUAAUGGGAUCAUAGGUGAAGAGCUUUCUUAAUUUGAUAAAGCACUUUAUAAUGUAUAAGUUGUAUCAAAAACAGCUACAUUAUUGAUGAUCUCAAUUUAAUAAUUAAAGUCUAUUAGCUAAUAAAUAUUUUAAGCAAUUUUUAAAAUUUCAAAUGAAAAUAAUACUUUCAGGGAGGAAAUUUAUUAAAAAAAAUGUUUAGAAUUAGAAAAACUUUGGCAAAAUGUUGAUAAAAAUCAAAUAUUAAAUUAAGAUAUUAAGAAGACUAUUACAUUCAAAGUUCUUUAAAAAAAAUUCUAAUCAUAAGACUAACAAAGUUAAACUGUUGAUGAUAAUUUAUAAUAUAUAAUUGGGAAUUUAUCUUAUAAGAAAAUGCCAAAAUUCAUUUAAUAAUAUUUUCGACAAAAAAAUAAUAAAAUAAAAAAAAAGCAAGAUCUCUAGUCUAGAAAUUAAAACUCAAAUUCUUAACAAUAAAUAGAUCAAACUUAAAUUGAUUCAUAAAUUUUACUUGCAAAAGUUUAACAAAAAAUUUAAUAAUAAAAUCCAUCAAAAUUACUUAACUGCUAACGUUUAUUUCAAGUUAAAUAAUUUAAUAGAAAUAAAACACCAUCAAAAUCUGAACAUAUAAGACCAAAUACUUCUUAAAUAUUAUUUUAAUUCAAUAUAUCAAAUAAUCAAGAGAAAAAUAAAUUAAUGAAAGAAUAAAAAAAAAAUUAAAUGAUAAACAAGACUAUUAUAUCAAACUUAUAGAAUUCUAAGGCAAAUCUUAUAUAAUCAAUCAAAAUGCAAAGAAGUUCCUCAGUUUUUGAAUUGAAAGAAAAUACUUCCCAUAAAGUAUCUGUAACCUAAUCCAAAAGUAAUAUAAUUUUUAUAUGAUGUAGCUCCUAGAGAAAAUGUGUUUUAAAUUAAUUUUUAAUAAAAUUAAAUAGGAAAGAAAAUAAAAGUGAAUUAAUUAUUACUAAAUUCAUAAAUUUAAGAAAUAAAUUGA
Molecule: messenger RNA, 1660 nt
Organism: Paramecium sonneborni
Lineage: Eukaryota; Ciliophora; Oligohymenophorea; Peniculida; Parameciidae
Source: the annotation of a GenBank genome assembly